Messenger RNA from Oncorhynchus nerka (sockeye salmon), 3264 nucleotides. It is a transcript of the gene samhd1a, whose product is annotated as SAM domain and HD domain 1. The transcript has 16 exons. The coding region runs from base 150 to 2051 and encodes 633 amino acids. The record is from RefSeq and is a predicted model, not a curated record. Gene Ontology annotation, cellular component: nucleus. Lineage: Eukaryota; Metazoa; Chordata; Actinopteri; Salmoniformes; Salmonidae. Gene Ontology annotation, molecular function: dGTPase activity; protein binding. Gene Ontology annotation, biological process: regulation of innate immune response; defense response to virus; dGTP catabolic process.
GUGACUGGCCCCACACUCCAAUACAGUAGGUGGCAGUGUAUGCGCCUAUAAGUUGGCUACGAUCCGCCAGCCCAAUCCCAAAGAAGAAGGUGUGGUUUACCACGAGAGCGCUGUUUUAUUGUGUUACAGGCAUUCUAUUACCGAUCAAUAUGGAUAGGCGAAAGCGCUCCAGAGAAGAUUUACCGACUGCGGACAGUGACCAUUUCAAUACCCCGGAGGAGAGAGUUUAUGCCGGGCUGUCGCGGGACGAGGACUUAAGGCAGUGGAGUGUCGAGGACACUUGCAGAUACAUGCGUCUGGAAGGGCUCGGGAUAUGGGAGGAGAAAUUCAGAGAGCAACAGAUAACAGGAGUGGGGUUACGAUACCUUACAGAGACACAUCUGGAGAAUAUGGGCAUAGGGCCUCUUGGCACACGGCUGCAGAUUCUGCACUGCCUGAGGAAGCUGUGGCAGAUUGCAGCAGAGACCAAGGUGUUUAAUGACCCCAUCCAUGGCCAUGUAGAGAUGCAUCCUCUGCUGGUCCGUAUCAUCGACACCCCUCAGUUCCAGAGGCUCCGCCACAUUAAGCAGCUGGGAGGAACAUACUUUGUCUUCCCUGGAGCCUCCCACAACCGCUUCGAACACUCCAUAGGGGUGGGCUACCUGGCAGGUUCGCUGGUCCAGGAGUUGAAUGAGAGACAACCAGAGCUCUUCAUCUCUCAUAGAGACAUAUUGUGUGUCCAGAUCGCCGGUCUCUGUCACGACCUGGGUCAUGGUCCUUUCUCCCAUAUGUUUGAUGGGAUGUUCAUCCCCAAAGUGCGUCCAGAAUCUAAGUGGAAUCACGAGGAGGCGUCCCUGGCCAUGUUUGACCACCUGGUGUGUGAGAACGCCUUGGAGCCGGCGAUGAAGGAGCAUGGCCUGGUCCUUCCUGAUGACCUGGUCUUCAUCAAGGAGCAGAUUGCUGGACCACAGAACACUGUCCCCCUCAGCCAGGGAGUAAGUCAGCCAGCCAGUGAGCCGUGGCCAUAUAAGGGCCGACCAGAGGAGAAGUCCUUCCUCUAUGAGAUUGUGGCCAACAAAAGGAACGGCAUCGAUGUAGACAAGUGGGACUACUUCGCCAGGGACUGCUUCCACCUGGGUAUCCAAAAUAACUUUGACUACCGUCGCUUUCUCAAGUUUGCCCGUGUGUGUGAGGUGGACGGGAAGAAGCACAUCUGCACCCGAGACAAGGAAGUGGGUAAUCUGUAUGACAUGUUCCACACACGCAACUGCCUGCAUAGAAGGGCCUACCAGCACAAGGUGGGCAACAUCAUAGAGACAAUGAUCACAGAGGCCUUUAUAAAGGCAGACCCCCACAUCCAGAUACAAGGUUCAGGGGGAAAGAUGUUCACCAUCUCCACAGCAAUAGACAACAUGGAGGCCUACACUAAACUCACAGACCAUGUGUUUGAGCAGAUUAUGUACUCGUCAUCCUCUGAGCUGGCUGAAGCCAGAGAGAUCCUCCAAAACAUCACCUGCAGACGCCUCUACAAGUGUGUGGGACAGACUCAGGCUGAGAAGCGAAUGGAGGUUUCACAGGAAAAGCUCCUGGACUGGGCAGGCUGUGUGGCGAGGUCCAGGCCUCAGAAUGACCUUCAAAAUGUUACUCUGCAGCCAGGGGACUUUGUUGUCAAUAUCAUCAACAUGGACUGGGGUAUGAAGGAGAAGAACCCCAUCGACAAAGUGCACUUCUACUGUAAGAACGACCCAACCAAAGCUUACCGGAUCCGUAAGGACCAGGUGUCCAAGCUGCUGCCAGAACGGUUUGCUGAGCAGCUGGUCAGGGUCUACUGUAAGAAGACCGAUGAGAGGACCAUGGAGGCAGCUAAGAAGAACUUUGUCCAGUGGUGCAUGGAUAUGAACUUCUCCAAACCUCAGGAUGGAGAUGUGAUUGCACCAGAGCUCACCCCUCUUAAGGCAAGCUGGGCACACAACAAUGACAGUGAUGAUAAUGAUGAAGAGGAUAGCCAGGGAGGAAGAGGCUGGGCUGCAGUCAAUGGUGGACAAGAGAAGGCAAAGACCAGACUCUUUUAAGAGGAAUAUGUGAAACGGGAGAGUAUCCUUCUGUUUAUGGCAGUGGUUACCAAUCAUGGUCUUUGAGGGCCACAGGGUAUGCAAGGUUUUGUUCCAACCCAGCACUAACACACCUGGUUCAGCUAAUCUAUGUCAUUAAGAUGAACUGACUAGCUGAAUCAGGUGUGUUCAUGAUGGGUUGUAACAAAAGCCUGCACACCCUGUUGCUCCCUAGGACCAUGGGUUGGUGACCACAACCUCAAGAAAAUGUGAGUCAGACUUUCAGAAGAAGUCUCUUUAAUCAGGGUUCUGUUCACUCUGAUUCAGUUUUUCCAGGGUUUAGAUCAUGUAGUUUAUUUUUAAAUUUACUUUUUAUGUUUUAUUUCAAGCAUACAUUUUAGGUUUGGAUAUCUUAACGUUAUGCUAUUUCAUGGUAAGAGAAGUGUGGGAGUAUGUGAGUAUACAUACCUGUUCUCCCAGGCUAUGCAUGUUGAUGUAUGCCACUAUCAGACAUGGAUCUUUCCUAUAGCCAAGCAACAACUAUUACAUAUUUAUCCAUCCUGGUGAAAGUUACUCUUUGGACAAGCUGCUUUACCUUGUAAUACUCCCAAAGCUGAAUGUGUACUUAUCCUUGGCGUUAUAUUUGAUCCACAUGCAAACAAACAGGUAGCCAUUGUUUGUGUUUCAGGGCAUUGUCUUUCUUUUAUGCAUGGUUUCUACGCUGUUUUAGUUUUUACACCUACCAUAGUUAGCCUGGUCAUGCAUACCUACAGUAUGUAGGCAAAAGUAGGAGUUGACUAAAGCACAUACAGAUCAGGGUACAAUAUAACUUAAUUAUCUUCCGAAAAGCCACCACGUUAACUGACAAACAAUGUUAAGUUAUCAUAUUAUCUUUGUUUUCAUCCAUGUACCCUACUGAGGCAAGUAGGUAAGCAGCUAUCUGUCUAGUGUUUGGUAUCAUCUGGGAGUCUCGUUAUGUUAUCUUCAUUUAAACAAUGUUUACCCUAAAGUCUGCCUCGAGAUGAGCCCACAGCUGUUGAUCAGACAUGUUUGUUGAUUUAAGUUAUGCACUUUGUUUUAAAUAAAGAAUAUAAUUUUGAAUGAAAGACUCAUUUGGGGGGAGAGUCUCACCAUUUGAAGGGUUUUGUAAUACAGAAUGUAGCUGGCCACAUCUGCGAAAUUACAACCCUCUUCUCUGCCUGGCUAUCUCUGUUCUGUUUCCUUACAACUUUGU